This is a messenger RNA of Planococcus citri (citrus mealybug), 3536 nucleotides long. RefSeq names its product probable E3 ubiquitin-protein ligase HERC3. The coding region runs from base 142 to 1200 and encodes 352 amino acids. Lineage: Eukaryota; Metazoa; Arthropoda; Insecta; Hemiptera; Pseudococcidae. The transcript has 7 exons. The record is from RefSeq and is a predicted model, not a curated record.
AAUGAAAAAGUGAAUACAAAUUAUUAUUAUUAUCACUGAAUAUUGAAAUUUCAAAAAUAAGUUUUCCUCAAACUUUAGGCUACCCACUCUUAAAUCUAAAUUUGUAAUCUGGUUUGCUGGAGGUUCUCAUCUCAUUGAAUCAUGGAUGUUGAUGUGGUAUGCUUUGGCUUCAAUGGCUUUGGUCAAUUGUGCCCUGAAAACUUCACCUUCAUUCAAGAGUUGCUUCCAGAAGAUCUAAAAACACAAUCAGUAAAAUCAAUUUCAUUUUCUUGGAAUAAAUGUUACAUUUUAUUAAAUGAUGUCUUGCUGAUACGUGGAUUCAUUGAUGAAAAAAAGUCCAAUGAGAAAAAACUACAACUAUUGUUUGAUUAUCAAACGAUUAAAAUCACUUGUGCAGGAGAACAUGAGUUAUGUAUUACAGAAGAUGGCUCAUGCUGGAAAUAUUCUCAAAACCAAUGGGAAAAUAUCACCAAAUACUUGCAUUCAUUCAGUCAGCAUUCCUUCAAAGAUAGAGUGAAGGUUAUUGAUGUAUGUUCCAGUGAUACCUUACACUUGGCUGUUACUGAUUCUGGUUUAGUUUUCAAUAUACCAUUACAAGUUGAAAUCCUUCCCAAGAUCAAAAUUACAAAAGUAUGUUGUGGAUUAGAACAUGUUGUAGGAUUAACAGAUACUGGAUCAAUUUUUACAUGGGGAAAUGGCAGUCGAGGCCAGUUGGGCAAUGAUUCCUUGAAUUCGGAAGAGAAUCCACAGCUUCUAACUUGUCUAGAUGGUAUCCUUGUUACAAAUAUUGCAGCUGGUGGUUGGCAUUCAGCAGCUAUUACAAUAUGUGGUGAUGUUUAUACUUGGGGAUGGAAUAACUUUGGUCAGCUUGGUUUUCCAACUAACAAAAACACAGAACAUAGUAGUAGUGAUACUUGUAGUCUAUUGGCUGUUCCUAAAUGUGUCAAUUACCCUGAUCAUGAUAAUGUUGAUGUGAAAGAAGUUUCAUGUGGUACACAACACACUUUGAUACUCUUAAUGAAUGGUCUCAUUUAUGGCUGUGGCUGGAAUAAAUAUGGUCAAGUGAAUCCUUGUGACAAAUCUGAAUACUUUGAUGGCAUGACAUUAGUACCAGUACCCAAAAAUGUGCAAACAAUCCACCAAAUAUUUUGUGAAUCGUGGAAUUCAGCUUUAUUUGUUACUUACAAAGAUCAUCUAUAAAGCAGGUGCUGUUCAAUUUACCAAAAAAAGAAAAGAAGGUAUUACAGCUAAAUCAAGCAGUCUAGACAGACUGCCCCUCCCCAAACUAGAAAAAAACGAACACCAAAAAAAAACAAUAGGUACUAAACAUGAUGACAGUUCACCACUUACUUACUGCUUACAUUCUCUAAAUAACAAGGCGUAUUUUCAAUGAUAAAUUUCUCGCGAAUAAAUUAACACACGAUUCUGAUUUUUUGAUAUGUUGUUGGUCUCAACGAGAGCUUUAAUUUGGUAUGAUAACAAACUUUCUAGGGUAAAAAAUAAUGUGGAUUGGAAUACCCAAAGUUAGCAUUUUAGGAGUAAUUUUAGUAAUCGCUAGUCUUUGUUUCAAGAGAAAACUACUGAACCAAUUUGAGUCAAAUUUUGUACACUGGUGUAAAUUAGCGAGUUAUUACAAUAUAUAACGUUAGUUAUAAAAAAAAUCAUUUUUGCCCCCCUUUUCCCCAAUUAAAAAGUUUCUUUCCCCCCUGAAACAUUCAAAAAUAAAAUUUUUUGCUGUACUGUACAUUAGGGUCAUUUACAUUAUAUUCACUAUCAGUUAUCACUGUGCAAAAUCUCAAACAAAUUGGUUCAUUAGGGGAGGCUGUAGCCUUGUGAACAGAAAUUUCAGCUUGAAAAUUCUUGAAAACUUCUGUUGACUAGGCUAUAGGCUCUCCAAAUUAAUUAACUGAUUUGCUUGAAAUUUUGUACAGUGGUAUUAAAAAAUGUGACAUGUUUUUUCUAUUAUGACAAUGUGAAAAGGCUACAGCCUCUCCAAUUGAACCAAUUUGCUUGAAAUUUUGCACAGUAUUGUGAAUAUGAUGUAGAUGACGCUUUUCUACAGUACAGGAAACAAAUUCAGUUUGGGUGGGGGGGGGGGGUUAGAAGGGAAACAACUUUUCUAAUUGGGAAAAAAGGGGUCUAAAUGUUCUUUUUUUUCAACAGACAUAUUUUUCAAAAUAUUACCCUAAUUCAAAUUUUAAAUCACUGUAUGAAAUUGACAAACUUUGUGAUUUGAAAAAUUAUUUCAAGAAUUUUUUUGAUAACCAAAUUUCCUGUCAACAAAGCUGCAGUCAUUUAUGAUGAAUUAUUUUUUUAAAUAAUCAUGAUAUCACCAAAAAUGUGUUUGAAAAGCAAAACUACUACUGCAACCCCCCCCCCUCCUCCUCAAAAAAACAUACCUACUUACAAGAAAACAGAAAGAAUUGUCAAAAAAAUCAAAAAUCUACUGGGUAGGUAAUAUUUAGAUAACAAUUUCAAUGAAAAAAUUCAUAUCUAAUAUUGAAACAUCACCAAGCAAUGAUCAAUCAGCAGCUAUGUGAUCAGAAAUUGAUAUGCUUUUUUUUUUUUUUUUUUUUGGUUAGUGGUUAGUUUUGCUUUUUAAAAAUGUUUUUGGUACAGAUACCUAAUGAGUUCUGGCUGCUUACUUAUUUUUUCAUCUACAAGUAUUUUUUUUUAAAGUUCUCACUCUUAAAUCCCUGUGAAUAAUUAUUACUAUAAAACGUAAACUCAAAGAUUAACCUAAUUUCAAUAAUGUCCAAUUUUUACUGCUUGCAUAAAUACACACCAUUAAAAUAAAACUGGUAAAUUUCUUGACCAUAACAAUAAAAAUAUGUACAUGUAUAAAUACAAUCAUGCUGUGUAGUCAAACGUUUUUUUUUCUUGUGAUUGUCGAUAAUUUUCUAAUUACCAAUUGCUUGAAUUUUAUGGUUUAGGUUAGGUAAAAUUUAAUUUACUCGUAUUAACUGGAUUAUUGUAUUUGUAGCUAUAAUGUUUACACUUGACUUCAAAUCUUGACAAUGUUUCCUUAAUUUUCAGCUAAUGCUGCCAAGUGAUUGAUCUACUCAAUCUUUGUACAAAUGUAUGAGAAACCCAAUCAAAUUACUUGUUCUACUUUGAAGUAUGGAGUCUUUGACUAACAAUUCACAAUAGUAAGCUAUUGACUAAGAUGGAUAUUUAAUUCCUAGUGGGUUUAUGCAUUCAUUUAAUUAACUGUUUCAUCAAUGUAUAGUAGUAUGUACCUAUAGAUAAUUCAAUUCUGUUAUUUUGGCAGAUAUUCUUACAGUGAUUGUUUACCAACAUUUCCUUACUUAUGAGCUCAGAAAGAGAAAGAAUAUGAAUAAUGGACGAUAAUUAUACAAAUUGUGCAACUAUGUGAAUGACAAUGAUACAUCUUAUUUUUACAUGAAUUAUAUGUACCUAGCUUGUGAUAUUCAACUUUUAGAUUACCUAUGUACUUAUUUGUAAUCAUCUAAUAAGAAAUAUUUUUUGCUUAUGUGAUGUUUUUGUAAAUUCUUGGAAGUAAAAUUAAUUGGAAA